Argentina anserina (silverweed cinquefoil) is the source of this 2661-nucleotide messenger RNA. Its product is annotated as probable receptor-like protein kinase At4g39110. The record is from RefSeq and is a predicted model, not a curated record. NCBI's taxonomy places the organism in Eukaryota, Viridiplantae, Streptophyta, Magnoliopsida, Rosales, Rosaceae. Gene Ontology annotation, molecular function: transmembrane receptor protein tyrosine kinase activity; ATP binding. Gene Ontology annotation, cellular component: plasma membrane; plasmodesma. The transcript has a single exon. The coding region runs from base 1 to 2661 and encodes 886 amino acids. Gene Ontology annotation, biological process: protein autophosphorylation.
AUGGAGAUAGAAAGGACACCAAACAAACGCAAAAUGAAGUAUCUUUUCCUAUCCUCCUUGCCAUCAUUAUCAUUAUCUUGUAGAUAUAUGAUGGCUAUCCUCCUGGUCUUUUUCUAUGCACUUCUCUACAACCCUACCAUUGUCAUGUCUGACCCAUCUUCUCCCACCACCUUCACCCCUCAAGACAACUUCCUCAUUGCAUGUGGUUCUAAAGACCCUCCCAAGCUACCCGAUGGAAGGGUGUUCAAGACGGAUUCACAAGCCAAUCAACAUUUGAAAGCAAAUGAUGAUAACAAGGUGUCUGAUGACAAGGCAGAUGUGCCUUCUCCUCUAUAUUCUAAUGCAAGGAUUUUUACAAAUGAAGCCACUUAUACGUUUCACAUGGGAAGGCCAGGGUGGCAUUGGGUUCGCCUCUAUUUCUAUCCCAUUCAAAACUCUGUUUCUGAUCUUCAGAAGACAACUUUCAAUGUCGUCACAGAAAAGUACACUUUGCUCCAUAAUUUUAAUUUCAACGAGGCCUCUAACAACAACACCCACAAAGCUAUUUUAAAGGAAUACCUUCUCAAUGUGACCGAGCAGAUAUUCUCAAUCAAGUUCUCUCCCCAGAAGAACUCUGCAGCGUUCAUCAAUGCAAUAGAGGUGGUUUCGGCCCCUGAUUACCUCAUCGGGGACACGGCUAACAACCUUCAACCGAUGAGUCAAUUAGGGGGGUUGUCCAACUUUGGAUAUGAAACAAUGUAUAGAGUUAACAUGGGAGGACCCCUAGUAACCUCGGUCAAUGACACAUUAGGACGAAUGUGGUUACCGGAUGAAGCAUACAUCAAGUCUAAGAACAUGGCCAAAACUGCUAAGGUUGAAAGUAAGACUAUUAAGUAUCCUCAAGGGCUAACACCCCAAAUAGCUCCACCAACAGUUUAUGCAACGGCGGCAGAAAUGGCUGAUGCAGGCGUCGGCAAUCAAAAGUUCAAUGUAACAUGGACCUUUCAAGCUGAAAAUGCAUAUGGUUACUUGAUCCGAUUGCAUUUUUGCGACAUUGUGAGCAAAUCACUUGGUACUCUUUUCUUCAAUGUCUACAUUAAUGGAUACGUGGCCAUAAGUGAAUUGGAUUUGUCACAAACUGUAAACGGUUUGGCAAUUCCAUUCUACAAGGACAUCGUGGUUAACUCGUCAUUGGUAAACGAUAUGGUUACAAUCCAAAUUGGUCCGUCAAAAUUGCAAAAUGGUGUACAAGAUGCCAUUCUUAAUGGCUUAGAGGUGAUGAAAAUAAGCAAUUCUGUUAAUAGUUUGGAUGGCGAGUUCGGAGUUGAUGGAAAGGAGGCAAAUGAUAGUAGUGGAGGUGGAGUUCACAAGGGAGCGGUGGCUGCAGUUGGAUUUGGGUUGAUGUUUGGAGCCUUUAUAGGGCUUGGGGCAAUGGUUUACAAAUGGAAGAAGAGACCUCAAGAUUGGCAGAAAAGGAACAGCUUCUCUUCUUGGUUACUCCCUGUACAUGCUGGGGAUAACAGCUUUAUGUCAAGUAAGAAUUCAGUGGGAAAGAGCAUGUACUCUGGAACAAUGGGUCUCGGCCGAUUCUUCUCUUUUGCAGAGCUGCAGGAAGCUACCAAUAAUUUUGAUUCGAGCAAAAUCAUUGGUGUUGGUGGAUUUGGCAAUGUGUAUCUUGGUGUGAUUGAUGAUGGGACUAGUGUUGCUGUUAAAAGAGGAAACCCCCAAUCUGAACAAGGAAUUACAGAGUUCCAAACGGAAAUACAAAUGUUGUCAAAGCUCAGACACAGGCAUUUGGUCUCCCUAAUUGGCUACUGUGACGAAAACCAAGAGAUGAUCUUAGUUUAUGAGUACAUGUCAAAUGGACCAUUUAGAGAUCAUCUAUACGGUAAAGACUUGCCACCAUUGUCAUGGAAGCAAAGGUUAGAGAUUUGUAUUGGCGCUGCUCGUGGGCUUCACUACCUUCAUACAGGAACAGCACAAGGCAUCAUUCACCGCGAUGUGAAGACAACAAACAUUCUUCUCGAUGAUCAAUUCACUGCUAAGGUUGCUGAUUUUGGUUUAUCUAAAGAUGCGCCAAUGGGACAGAACCAUGUCAGUACCGCAGUGAAAGGAAGCUUUGGGUACUUAGACCCUGAGUACUUUAGAAGACAACAAUUGACGGACAAAUCUGAUGUCUACUCAUUCGGAGUUGUCAUGCUCGAGGCAUUGUGCGCUAGACCUGCUAUCAAUCCUGCACUACCAAGAGAACAAGUUAACUUGGCUGACUGGGGAAUGCAGUGGAAGAGGAAGGGCUUGUUGGAAAAGAUUGUGGACCCUCUCCUUAUCGGAACAAUCAACCCUGAGUCCAUGAAGAAGUUUGGUGAGGCUGCUGAGAAGUGCUUAUUAGAGCACGGUGUGGAUAGGCCCACAAUGGGAGAUGUGCUAUGGAACUUGGAGUAUGCCCUGCAACUUCAAGAGGCAUUCACAGAAGCAAAGGGCGAAGAGGACAACACCAACUCCAACCCCUCAGCUGAUGUUGCACCUGCCUCCUCAGCUGAUGUUGUUGCUGCUUCUACUGCCGCCGCACCUCGCCCAGCUUCUAUAUUAGAGGAGGAAAAAGCCCUGCCAACAGAACAGAUAAUUAAUGACCAAUCUGGAACCGCUAUGUUUGCUCAAUUUUCUAACCUCAAUGGUAGGUAA